Miscanthus lutarioriparius is the source of this 525-nucleotide messenger RNA. NCBI's taxonomy places the organism in Eukaryota, Viridiplantae, Streptophyta, Magnoliopsida, Poales, Poaceae. The record is from the annotation of a GenBank genome assembly.
AUGGAUGCAACGCCAGGGAGCAAGAAGGCCCCGCCGGCCGCCGCCGCGGUCCCGUCAGCUGCGCAGCAGGCGGCGGAGCAGUCGCCGUCGUCGCCCGAGUCCGACGCCGCCGUCGCCGGCGUGAAGGCGAGCGGAGGUGGCGAGGACGACGACGAGCAGGUGGAGAGGUUCUACGCGCUGCUGGACAACAUCCGCGCCAUGAGGGGCAUGGUCAGCAGCACCGGAGGCGCGGCAGCCGCGGGGAGGAAGCGGGCGCGGGAGGCCGUGCCGCCGUGGCGGCCGGCGUUCCGGAUGGAGGACUUCGAGCUGGAGGAGGUCGACUCCGACUCCGUAGGGUGCGCCGGGGAGAAGAAGAAGAAGAAGAAAAGAGAGAGCAGUGCCAGUGUGAAGCGGCCGGCGGCGGACGAGGAGGAGGAGGAGGAGGAGGAGGAGGGCGAGGUCGUGGAGGCCAAAGGACAUCCACGGCGGGGGCAGCCGCAGUCGCACAAGGCGCGUCGCGCGGGAGUGCUGGCCGUUGACACUUGA